AAACAAGAAGUUAUGAGUGCUUUCCUUUAUUAAAAACAAAACAAAAACGUUCUAAAAUAAUUUUUGUUGAUUUAUGUUUAUGCUUCAAGCUAUAUUUUUCAGAUAAAUUCAACAUUUUUUUACACUAUGAUUAAGUAAUUUGAAAUGGGAAAGAGUAACAGUAAAUUACCUCCUGACGAACUUAACCAGUUGUUAAAUGCUACUUACUUUAACGCUAAAGAAGUAAAAAGGAGAUAUAGUGGAUUUUUAAUUGAUUGUCCGAAUGGAACAUUAAACCGGGAACAAUUUAUUGAACUCUAUGUCAGCUUUUAUGCAUCUACCGAUGCAAAGAAAUUCGCAGAGCACGUUUUCAGAACGUUCGAUAAUAAUGGCGAUGGAAAAAUAGAUUUUCACGAAUUUAUAUCCUCUUUAUCUGUCACAACGCGUGGCACAAUAGAAGAAAAGCUUGAGUGGAUAUUCAAACUCUAUGAUAUUGAUAGAAAUGGUUUCAUAACUCUAGAAGAGCUCACAAGUAUAGUUGAUACCGUUAAAAGUAUGGUUGGGUUAUUUGACGACAAAAGACUGUCAAAAGAAAAUGUUCAGAGAGUGUUUGAUAAACUAGACAAAAAUGCAGAUGGAAAAUUAAGCUUAAAAGAGUUUAUAGACGGUGCAAAAGAAGAUGAAUCUUUUGUGCUUUUAUUGCAAGCGUAUACGCCAAGGUAAAGUUUAUUGCAAAUAAGGAAAACUAUAUACACCUUAGUAAUGUUCAUUGCGAAUAAAGAGAAUCUAGAGCCGCCUACAUUUUACUACAAAUAAAAAAAAAACAAUAUGCACACAGGAAGAACUCAUGGUGAUUAAAGAAAACUAUAUACAUCUUAUAUAGUAUUGAGAAUUCAUUGUGAAUAAUGAAAACUAUUUAUACCUAAUAUAGUAUUUGUGAUU
This is a messenger RNA of Hydra vulgaris (swiftwater hydra), 921 nucleotides long. Its product is annotated as visinin-like protein 1. Lineage: Eukaryota; Metazoa; Cnidaria; Hydrozoa; Anthoathecata; Hydridae. Gene Ontology annotation, molecular function: calcium ion binding. The record is from RefSeq and is a predicted model, not a curated record.